Molecule: messenger RNA, 3063 nt
Organism: Poecilia latipinna (sailfin molly)
Lineage: Eukaryota; Metazoa; Chordata; Actinopteri; Cyprinodontiformes; Poeciliidae
Gene: fsd2
Product: fibronectin type III and SPRY domain containing 2
Exons: 13
Coding region: 278-2152 (624 amino acids)
Molecular function (GO): protein binding
Source: RefSeq, a predicted model, not a curated record
UUAUAUUUUACAAUAUCAAGAAAACUUUUCUGUUCGCGUAAUAUAGAUCGCAUAUUCUCUUUAAAAGAAACAAAUCUGGCGUAGAUAUUUGAAAUAGUUGUGACAUAUGAGCAGUGUGAGUUGCAUCUAUUUUUGUCACAGCCUCAGCUUUCGGGAUUGGACCCCCUCACAAAGUUUGCUUGUCGGACACAAAAACAAGCCCGGGUCAGUUAUUCAGAGAAGAUUAUUUUAGUGAAUUAUUGAGACCCCUCUCCACUGUGCACAGUCAGUGCUCUCAAUGGACCUGAAUGACAUCAGAGGGGGCAGGCUGGCUGUGAUCUCAGAAGAGAGCGAGCAGCAGGACUUCAGCAGAGAGUCGAGCACCAUGGAGGCAUACAAUGUUGUUCCAGAGCCUGGAGGAAGGACCUUCCAGAGGUUUUCAGUCAACACCAAUGAGUCGCUGCGGUUCGAACCCUGUGAAGACAGCUGUCCGUCCCCUACUGGGGCAGAAGAUGGACGUGAUGAUGUGUUUGAGAAGGGAGAAUGUGAGGGUGAGAUCGCCUCCAUCAGGAACCAGCUGCAGGGGAAGGUUGCUGAGAUGGAGAACUUUGCUGGUCAUUUGGAGGAAAUCUUUCUCACUGUGGAGGAGAACUUCGGCCGCCAGGAGCAGCACUUGGAGCAGCACUACAACGACGUGCUGCAGACGUUGUCCCAGCGCUACGACGACAGGGAGACGGGACUGCAGGAGGAGAAGAAGAGCAAGCUGGAGUCCCUAUACAAGCAGCUGGUGGCCUGUGGGCAGGCGCUGGACACCUCGAAGGAGCUCAUCGAGACGGCCCAGGAGGUUUACCGCUGCCAGGACGAGAGGCUUUUCCUAAAGACAGUUAUGCCCAUCGUUAAAAGAGUCGAGGAGUUUGCCAAGGAGGACAUCGACCUCUCGCUGUCGACGAGUCUUGAGUUCAGCACGCCGCUGGCCGACCUGUCAGACGUGAAAACCAUGAUGGACUCCAUCAAUGUUGUGCCAGCUCCGUCUGCACCAGUGAUCAACCCGCAGCUGCCCAACUCGGCCACCCAGACCUCCCUGCAUGUGUGCUGGAGCUUAUUCUCCGACGACACGGUGGAGUACUACGAGCUUUACUACCGACCGGUGCUGGAGGACACGCCGGCAGACAGUACCUGUGCACCGCAGGAAAGCAAGGUAAAAGUGAAGGAGACCCAUUGCACUGUGACAGACCUGCUCCACAAUGCUCAAUAUGAGCUCUGGGUGACGGCUACCAACACAACAGGCAUCAGCCCAGCGAGUGAGAAGGCCUUGUACAUGACGGUGCCGUCGCCUCCUGCAAUCAAGCAGAGGGAGUGCAGCAGCUGCCCAGAGGCUGCCCUGAUCCGAUGGGAAUCAGGAAACACCAACCCUGUAGACUCCUACAUUGUGGAGCUCAGUGAGACGGGAACUGUGGGCGCAGAGAGCAACAUUACCGAGUCUAUAGUAGCCGUGCCCACCUGUCAGUGUCUGAUCCAGCUGCAGGCAGGGCGACAAUACCUCAUCUCUGUAAGAGCGGUCAACAUUGGAGGUCCGAGUGACAGGAGUGAUGCUAUAACUAUCUCCACAACUGGCACCUUCUUCUACCUCCUGGAGGACACCGCUCAUCCCUGUCUCUCCAUGUCAGAAGAUGGCUUCACUAUAUUCUAUGGAGAUGAGGAGUUGCCCAUAACUGCAAUGGCUUUUGAGGACAACACUUUCACAAGAUGUGUAGCCAUUUUGGGGGAUCUGAUUCCAGUGCGAGGCAGGCACUACUGGGAAGUCGAGGUGGACGAUGAGACCGAGUUUCGUGUCGGAGUUGCAUACGAAGACACGGAGAGGGACGGGUACCUUGGUGCCAACGGUAGCUCCUGGUGUAUGAGACACAUUCGCACCCCGUCCAGACAUAAAUACGAGUUCCUGCAUAACGGCUGGAGUCCAGACUUGAGGAUCACAGUGCAUCCAGUGCGUAUCGGAGUGGCUCUCGACUACGACAGGGGAACUCUGAGCUUCUUCAAUGCUAAUCUGGAGCAACAUCUGCAUACCUUCCACUGUCGCUUUCACAAUUACGUCCACCCCUGUUUCAGCCUGGACAACCCAGGAGCGCUUACUGUACAUAAUGGCAUACAAGCUCCUGACUACACUUUCAUCUGACAGGAAGUCGGUGUUAAUGAGGUCAUAAACAGAACUAAUAAUUAACCUCAGUUUUCAUUAUCGUGACAUUAAAUGUUACAACAAAAAAAUCAUUUACAGUGUGAAAGUUCAGACAGAAACGCAUCAAUAAAAAUAUACUUUCUGAAGUUGUUUUAUUAUAGUAUUCCAUGGGAACAGGCAUACACCAUUUUCCAAGAUGAGAAAAAGGUUUCACUGAAGUUUAUAUGUAUUUAAACAAUCUGCGAUUGCAGCAAGGCCAGAUGUCGACGCUCAAAAUGGGACUUUAUUAACAAAAGUUGGAGGGAAAAAAAAAAAAAAACAAAAAGAAGAAAGUUUCUCUUUAUUAUACAGCUGUAUUCACAUGUUAGAGAAGUCCGCCCUGUGUACCUCCAUACUUUGAGACGUGUGUAAUGACUGGGAUUUAAUACCAUUUGUUCUGUGUUAAAAGUUGAUGAGGGCAACAUUUAGUCAGAUUAAAGUGAAAAAAGUUGAACUUUUUACAAAAGCUCAAAUGACAUUUGACUACAAGCACCUGGUUGUUGGCUUCUGUAUUUACAUCAGCUUAAACUAUUUUAGACUAAAGAAUAUAUCUAAACAAGUUUAACCUUACUUGUGCAAGAGCAUCUGGAGACAAACAAAAACCUAAACUUAAACAUGGAUGGACAAAGGAAAUAAGAACCUGUUUACACUAGUAAAGCGCUUUAAAUUCACUUUAAAUUCACAAAUUUAAAGUGUGUAAAUCUGUUAAUUUACACACUUUAAUCAAUAUAGCACAUACUGUAUGUUACCAUCUUAAACCCGUCAGGUUUAGGUUUAUUUGUAUGUAUGGAAAGUUUUAUCUGAAUUUUGGUAAGAGCCAAAACAAAGUGAAAACCUGUUCUUUUUGGAAGGAUAAAAAGAUAAACCAAAGA